GCUGCCUAUUACAUAACGCUGCCAGCGUAGGAUGUGACUCUUGAACUUUGCGAGGGCGGGCGGGGCUGCGCGCGGCGCGGAUCGAUGCGGCCGCCCGCCCAGUAGCCCGCAGAGCGCGCCCCGAGCGCACGACUCGAGAACCGGCGAUCUUCUAGUGUUGCGAUGAAGGUAGUAGUAGCGCGGUAGCGGUAUGAUAGCUGUAGGUAGCGGCGGUAGGAUCGGCCGCAACGCAGAGACCUCUUUAUAAGCACAUAUAAUGCUAAAACUACCCAAAGGCCUUAAGAAGAAAAAAAAGGGAAAAAAGUCAAAACGCAAAGAGGAGGAGUUAUUUACCGAAGCGGAGCUCGAGAAGUACCGCGCGGAGCACCAGCAACCGGCGGAGUCCGGCGAACCCUCCAAGGAGAAUGAGGAGUGGUCCAAGUUCAAGGACUUGACCACUGGUAUUGACAGUGUACUUAAGAAGACUCAGGGUGAUCUUGAUCGUAUCAAGUCCACCUCGUUCUUCCAACGCAUACCUGCGGGCGUCAAGGAGCUCCCGCCAUCGCCGCCGCCGCCUCCCCCCACCCGCCAGGUGGUCACUGUCACCGCCGCCGACUUCCCGCAGCUCGCCGCCGCCGACGAACACGACGACGCGAGUGACAUCGGCGUCACCGACGACGAGUCCGAGGACGACCAGGACGAUAUCUUCGACACUUCUUAUGUCGAGGCUGUAGAAAGGGGAGAAGUCAAGCUUGCAGUCGUCCCCGACUCACCAGACGACGCGCAGGACGACGAUCUCUUCGAUACAUCGCACCUCGACGCGCUUAUCAAGGGAAACCCUAAAACUUCCACUGGGAAGAAGGGUUUAGAUAUUGGAAUCGCCGUAUCUGUCCUUACAGGUCGGAUAGACAACGUCACUGUCACUACCAAGCGGUCGCAGAAGAGAGCUAUACCGGCGGACUUGUUGUUAGAGGGUGACAACAGUGACCCUUCAGCAGCUUUCCCCGUAACUCCCGUCGCGCCCAGCGAACCCGAAGAGAAGAGUAUCCUCGACAUCGAUGCGGACAUACCUAUCAAUACCCCGAUAGACCUCAGUGUUUCGCUCUAUACGUCUUUGAUUCAACAAAACAAAGCUCAAGAAGAUCCUCUAGAGACUGAGGUUCCUGAGCCUCAACCGGUAGAAGAAGAAGACGACGAAUUUACUCAAUUAGCGGCAGAGUCCUUAGAGGUUAGUGCGGAAGUAACCAAACUUGAACAAACGGAAAUUGUUGCCGCGCCUGUGAUCCAGGAGUCGUGGUCAGUUUUUGAAGCCGACAAGGUAUCUGAAGUAUUCGCAGAGGGUGUCGCGGAGGAUCAGAUCGACGUUAUCGACCCCUACCUCGACCAGGACGAUCCGUUUGAUACAAGCUUUGCGGACGCCGUAGUACCUGUGAGCGGAGCUCCUUUUAAAAAGGAGGCCGUUAUUUUAGAAGACGACGACGAUUUCGACCCUCGGGCCGAAGAAAACAGAGCGAGAUUAAAUAACCGCCGGAAAUCUUCCGUUCGGAUUCAUUUAACUGACCCAUCUGGCAUCCGGGAGUCCAUCACUUCCGACGACCGAGACCUUGGGGAUAAGGAGGUGUCGAUCCCAGCGCGCGACUUACUGGGCGGCAGCACCACCGAUUUAACUGCUCUUGGUGAUUCACCUCUCGAUCCUGUGGACAUUAAUGCCGAUGAAAUAGAUCCUUUCGAUACUACUAUCGUCGAUAAAAUAGUCGCGCCCGGUAGAGUCGAAUUAAAAUUAUUGGAGAAGGAGCUGAUAGGAGCUAAGUCCGUACCGACAGCGCCCGUUUACCGUGUACCCAGCGACCCCGACUUUGACCCGCGUGCCGAGGAGCCCGCACCUUUAUCCGAACGGCGCGCUAGUCGCCCUGAGAAUCUUGCCUACAACAAGAGCGUAGUGUUUGACGUCGAUCCCACGCUUCAGCCCAAGCCCAAAACCAACAAGCCUGUCACGCCGUAUUACACGCGCGAGGUCUCCAUCACAGAAGACUCGGAGGACGCCGAAGCCAACGACACCGUCCCCGGGUCGUUGACGAGAACUCGCUCUGACGACGACUUGGCGCCCAAGUUCACCUAUCAGACGAAGAGGCGGCAUUCGGAGCUCCCUCAGUCGAGCCAGAGCAAGACGAAGCCGAGUCUGCUAGAAACCGUCCCUAUCGACAUCCAGACUAAGGUACUGACACCGUGCAACUCCAAGCCCCAACCACUCGUGGAGGAGGAACUCGACCCCUUCGACACUUCGUUUGCCGGUGAACUAGCCCCAACUAAAGCAGAGUUAAAGUUGCUAGCAAAAGAGUUCUCCUGCGACGAAACUAACGAACCGGACGGACCCAAGGACUUAUUGGACCCAUCGGACGAUAUAUUCCAAAUUAAAGCGCUCACACCGGAGCCCUCAAGUAUUUCUCGACUGCCAGAAGAGGAGUUAGAUCCUUUUGACACCUCGUUUGCGAGCGACCUUCAGCCGGGAAGAACUGAACUUAACUUGGGAGAGCCGGUAGCACCGGUGACAACGGAAGCUAUCAAUCCGUUUAUGAUGACGACGGACGAGGCGCCGGUGGAGUACACCGGCGAUAACCCAUUCGCGGCUAGCAACCCUUUCUCGGACUUUGGGUACGACCCGCCCGCCGGCGACGUGCCUUCUGAUAUCUUUGGCGUCGAGCCUACUGGUGGGGCUACCCAAUUCAACGGUUUCACUGCGCCCGCCGAGCCUGCCGGUGGGUCCACCCACUUUGAAAAUUUUGCUACGCCCGCCGCGCCCGUUAAUCUGUUUAAUAGCGUCCCACCAGUCAAGCCGACCGAGCUCGAGCUUGUCUCCACGACUGCGGACUUUACGUUCGGAGAAGAUCUCAACAACGCGGCACCACCUCGCCCGCUACCACCGGAGACGCAGAAUCUUAUCCUGACAGUGACCGGACAGAUGGAGUUCACGAGCUCGCACUUGCUCGACCGUAUUCCACUGACACGCACGCCCAGCCCUGUGUCUGUGCGUGACAUACACUCGGCCUGUCCUACGCCGGAGCCUGAGUUGGAGCCGCUGCCAUUGGACGAGCCUGCGCCGGUGCAAGCGGCGGCCCCCGCCGCUCCCGUGCAGUCAGACUUGGACAUCAAUCGCAAUAAGCCGACGCGACCGCCACCCGCACGACCUCCCGCGGCACGUCCUCCUCCCCCGCGCCCUGCGCCGCCACCAAUACCACAGGCGCCGGUACAACAACAGCCAGCUACGGACGAUAUUAACCUCUUCGACGCUCCAGCUCCGUUAACCGUGAAGCCGACGAAGGAGGAUAUUUUAAGUUUGUACUCGGCACCGAAGCAGGAGGAGAAGCCGAUUGAUUUCUUAAGCGAUGAUAUUGUAGACGAUGUCCCGGCCGUAAAAGCUGAGGUGCCGACCGUCACAUCGGCACCGGUUCCGGCGGCCCCGGUGACCACUGAGCCAGUCGCAGUCGUACAGCAGCCUUCGCCACCGAAAGCUCGCGAGCCACCUCCGUUGCCACCAGCGCCCGCUGUGGCAGCCGCGCCAGCCGUUCCAGAUGCAGCACCUAUGGACUGCUCCGAGCCACCCGAGUUUGCACCCACAACAAACAUGACGCCGUUCGCCGAGGUUACAAACGACAAUUUUUCGGCAGAGCCGCGCGACGAGGAGAUGAACCCUUUCGAGUCCGGUGCUACUUUUACGGACUCCACUCCAUUCAGCGGUGCAGGCACUAACAUUUUUGGCGUACAGGAGGAAGCAUUUCCAGCUCAGAACGACACUUUCGGUGCAGUGGAUAACGGUUUCGAAGCCGCUUCUAAUGGAGCGUUCGAAACCUCAGCAACUAAUAUUUUCGCCGCGUCCAACGACGCGUUUGCGGACAACGCGAACAGCUUUAGUAUGGAGCAAGGCGGCGCAUUCGACGCGCCGGCACCGGCGACGACGGUGGCGUCGGCGGGGUGGGAUGCGGCACCGGUACCGGCGGCGGCGGGUUGGGACGCUGCGCCCGAGGCCAUGGCACAGGACGCCUUCCCGGACUCACAAGACGCUUUCGACGCUUUCUCCGCUAAAUUCGACAACACCGCUGCCCAACACCUGAACUCAGGCGCAUGGGGGGAUGAUGGUAGUUCAGAAGAGACCCCAGGAGGCUUCGAGGCGGAGGCGUUUGACCCGUUCUUGAGUAUGGGGCCUCCCCCGGCCCCUGCCGCGACACCGCGCUUGCAGUCACAAGGCUCUAAGGACUCUGUUGAUGACUCUUUUUCCCUUUUCAUCAGACCGAAGGACAGCACCGGUGCGGACGCGGGCGCUGCAGUGCCGGCAUUGGCGCCCCCGCCGCGCCCGCAGGCGCUGCCGGAAUCUCCGCGUGCCAAUCCGUUUGACAAGAGUGCGGAGGCGCCAAUCCCACGCGCCGAUGCUUACGAGCAGCGGCGCGGAUCCGGCGGCUCAGGCGGCGAGACGCCCCCGACGCCAUUGUUCGACGACGAUGUAUCCCAGCCGCUCGAGGACUUCCCUCGGACCAAGUACGACGGCCCCGGCUGGGAGAUGCAGCUGAGACAACCGGUGAAGAAGAAGAUUACCGGUCAGAGGUUCUGGAAGAAGGUCUUCGUCCGGGUGUCCACACAGGGCGAAGCACCGGUCCUCCAACUCUUCAAGACCCCGCAAGACAAGGAGCCAUACCAGGAGCUACCUCUGCAAGCCUGUUACUCAGUGUCGGAGGUCGGCGCGCAGCAGUUCGAUACCUUCGGCAAGAUCUUCACAGUCAAGCUGCAGUAUGUUUUCUACAAGGAGCGUCCCGGUGUCAGGCCCGGGCAGGUGACAAAAGCGGAGCGCAUCACGAACAAACUGUCACAAUUCGCGGCAUACGCCAUCCAGGGUGACUAUCAGGGUGUCAAGGAGUUUGGUAGCGACCUCCGCAAGCUGGGGCUGCCCGUGGAACAUGCUCCGCAGGUGUCGCAGCUAUUCAAGCUAGGCUCCCUCAACUAUGAGGACGUCAUUCAGUUCUCAUGCUGCAUAGAAGAGGCUCUGUUCCGUCUCGCAGCGCAUCGCGACCGCGCGCUCGCCUACAAGAUGGAGGAAGUGCAAGUGACAGCUGUCGAUGAAUUGUAUGUCGAACAAGACGCUGAUGGCUCUGUUCAGAAGCAAAUUGCGCGUGUUAGGCUGUUCUUCCUUGCAUUCCUAAGCGGCAUGCCGGACAUCGAGCUCGGUGUGAACGACCUCCGCCGACAAGGCAAGGAGGUGGUCGGACGGCACGAUAUCAUCCCCGUGGUCACGGAGGAGUGGAUACGCGUCGAAGACGCCGAGUUCCACGCUUGCGUGCAGCCCGAGGAGUUCUAUAACACGCAGAUUAUCAAGUUUAAGGCUCCAGACGCGUGUUACAUUGAGCUGUUACGCUUCCGCGUACGUCCGCCCAAAAACCGCGAGCUGCCGCUGCAGCUCAAGGCUGUAUGGUGCGUCACUGGGAACAAGGUGGAGCUUCGAGCAGAUGUAUUGGUGCCAGGCUUCGCAUCGCGCAAGCUAGGACAGGUUCCGUGCGAGGACGUGGCUAUCCGCUUCCCCAUCCCUGAGUGCUGGAUCUAUCUGUUCAGAGUGGAGAAGCAUCACCGUUACGGCUCUGUUAAGUCUGCGCACAGACGUACGGGCAAAAUCAAGGGUAUCGAGCGGUUCCUCGGCGCCGUGGAUACGCUGAGCGAGUCCCUGAUCGAAGUGACGUCGGGGCAGGCCAAGUACGAGCAUCAGCACCGCGCGCUGGUCUGGCGAAUGCCAAGACUGCCUAAGGAAGGGCAAGGCGCAUAUACAACGCACAACCUGGUCUGCCGUAUGGCGCUGACCUCCUACGACCAGAUCCCCGCUGAACUGGCGCGCGCCGCACACGUGUCGUUCACGAUGCCGGCGACACAAGUGUCGCACGUGACCGUGCGCUCCGUGUCGCUGCAGAACCACGACCGCGACGACCCGCCCGAGAAAUACGUGCGGUAUCUAGCGAGGCACGAAUAUGUCGUGGGCAUCGAGCGUACAACGGGCACAGCCAACCCGCCGUCGGCGUACGCGGCCGCGGCCGCCGUGCCGCGCGCGCCCGAGCCCGCCCCCGCCGCCGCCCCGCAGCCACCCUCCUCGGACUCUGACUCCGACUGAACUGUAGAAAGCCAC
Molecule: messenger RNA, 6136 nt
Organism: Cydia amplana
Lineage: Eukaryota; Metazoa; Arthropoda; Insecta; Lepidoptera; Tortricidae
Product: protein stoned-B-like
Exons: 15
Coding region: 257-6121 (1954 amino acids)
Biological process (GO): regulation of endocytosis; synaptic vesicle endocytosis
Cellular component (GO): synaptic vesicle; clathrin-coated vesicle
Molecular function (GO): clathrin-cargo adaptor activity
Source: RefSeq, a predicted model, not a curated record